Molecule: messenger RNA, 2289 nt
Organism: Saccostrea cuccullata (small rock oyster)
Lineage: Eukaryota; Metazoa; Mollusca; Bivalvia; Ostreida; Ostreidae
Exons: 5
Coding region: 5-1441 (478 amino acids)
Source: RefSeq, a predicted model, not a curated record
UGAAAUGGAGACUGAUAAAAACAGAAAGGAUUUGGAGAGUACAAAAUCAGAAGUUUCCUCAAAUACCCCUGCAAGAAAGUCUUCUUGUCAUAAAUCGGCAAAAAACGAUAUAAACGCCACAAUUAUUGAAAGUACUUGUUGCCAAUCCGUCUCAACAAAUAAUUCUAUAACAGUGCUAUAUACAAGAUGUGCAAUGGACAUUCCGAUCUCUCCUAUGUGUGAAAAAGAUCAUUCUAUUAACUUUAACUUGUCUACCUGCAAACAGAUUGAUUCUAAAAAUACUUUGAAGAAUGUAUUACCAAAUGAACAAGGAUUACCUUUUCAACAAGAAUACAGUGUCGAACAGCAGUUGAUGGGUUCAAAAGAAAUGACAUCAUCACAAGACACAGUCGUUACUACCUGUUUAGGGCAUUCAGAAAUCUGCCACCCUCCACUACCAACAAUAGUAACAACAACGAUAAUACCACCAUUCUCCCCACAAGAUUCGUGUAUCAUUCAAUCAAUCAGUGACAAUGACGCAGAAAAACAAAGUAGUGAUACUAAUUCUUUAGUACGAACAAGCCAGAGUACACCGGCUGACUCAGUUUCCCACGUGAUGACGUCAGUUGUGACCACAGAGGGAUUCAAUGUAACGUCAUCCACUUCAUCAUAUUCACAAGAUGAACAUACACCAGCAUUAACAGAGUCACUAGGAACAUCCAGUAUAGAUUGUUCGGUGUCAACUCAAUCAAACACCAACAAUUCUAUGCCAUCGAAUACUACUCUCAUAAAGCAUUCAAAACAUACAGAUAACAAAAACCUGAUACAAAACUACACCCAUCCACAACUCGUUCCCAAAUGCCCCAUUAUUCCUCCUAUGGAAAUGAAUUUCUUUCGAUUUAUGUUUCUUAUUCUAAGAAGGGCGCCUAUUGCCGUGAGAAUUUACUUUGACACCCGUCAUCCACCGUUAGAGUUAAUGACAAAUCUGGCAGUCAAUAAAGAGUCUCUCUCAGCUCUGAAAGGGAGAGUUAUCUCUCCUCAACAAUGGAAGACCCUUUAUCCACCCUCAGGAUAUGUCAACUCAAGGCAUUUUGAUGUCACAUUGCUGAUUCUCCUCUUACGUUAUAUGACGAAUGUUCCUGCUCCUGUGAGCGGUUUUGACAAACUCCCAGUACAAACAGAUGAUAGUGUUGGAGCAGACCUUGCAAGGAUAAAGCAUUACAGGAACCUUGUUUCCCAUUCAAACAAUGCAAAACUUACAGAGGAAGAUUUCAAUGACUAUUGGACAGAAAUUGAAAAAGCUAUAGGCAGAUUAGGCGGUGAAGCUCAGCUGCUAGAAGCUAAGUCAUUGAAGGAAUCUCUUAUUGAGGAAAAAGAUAGGGAGUUGUUGUUAGAAAUAAACGAAUUAAGAGCCCCAGUGCCAAGAUACUAUUCCACGAAAUAUAAAAGAACAAAUCAGUGACAAAUUAGAUAUAUGGUCAGAAGAGGACAAUAAAUUUUAUGAAACUCGAGCAUGUAUAGAAAUUGAAAAGUUGAUUCAAUCCGAAAAAUGUGUGACUGUUAUUGGAAACGCUGGAGCUGGAAAAUCUGCCAUUGUACAUCACAUUGCAUUAAAAAUGCAAAGGAAUAAUUAUGUCGUUCUGCCAAUUAAAGUUCCAAGCGAGUUUCUACAAUAUUUCGACGCGCAUUCCGAUCAAAUAUUUGUCAUAGAUGAUCCAUGUGGCGAGAAAUGCUUAGACAUUCAUUUAGCACAAGAAUGGAAAAGAUAUGAAGAUGAUAUAAAACGUUCUUUAUCAAAAAACGACAAAACUCGAAUACUGAUCUCAUGUAGACUUUCGAUUAGUCGUACACAUCAUUACAAGGAUAUAAAUCUGUUUGAUGAAGUCGAGGGCGAAAUCGUCAAUCUAGUGUCUGCGAAAUUUUCACUCACUAGAGAGGAAAAGAUGGUAAUCUUUAAAUCCCAUACAAGUGACGAAUUUCAGCUCAGCAAAAAAAUUCUAGACUUGCAUGAUUGCUUCCCCUUAUUAUGUAAACUUGUAUCAACCAAUAAGAAAUUUAAGAAAAACAUAAAACGUUUUCUGAAGUUUCCUUAUAAAGAGUACAAUCAUGAACUGGAUGUACUGAGACACCAUCCGACGCCAUACGAAUACUGUGCUCUUGCAUUGUGCAUCUUCUUUGACAACGGAAUCCAACUUUCACAUUUACAAAAAGGGAAAGAUGAAAAGGUCGACGAAAUAUUUGAUGAAGUUUACGAGGAGUGCUGUCUAGAACAGGGUACUUCCAGGAAGAGAAUAAAACUAGCUUUGGAAG